CAUGGGGGGGAUCGCCGGCGUAGAGAGAGGGAGCGGUGUGGGGAUGCGUCCCGGCCGGAGGAGCAGCUUCCCUGAAAGCGGACAAGCCCCAGGCACACCAGGCGGCCAGACCUGAGGGUCGUUGGGAAGGGAUAGUGUGAGCUUGGGUUUCUGGAGGGGGCGCCCGGGCGGGGCAGGAGGCAGCUCCAGGUGUGAGGCCACUGACUGAGGAGAGAGGGGUCCCCAGGGGAAGGGAAGCGGCAGAACAGCUGCAGAAGUGCAGGGAGCGGGAAGGUACUAGGGCAGCAGCUUCCCGCCGCCACCAGCCGGGGCAGCAGCAGGAACAGCAGGGGGAGGAGCAACAGCUGCUGAAUUCGCCAACUAGAGGAGGGGGAGGCGGAGCUUGGGUCCCUGUAAGCAGCCGGAGGCGCAGUCUGGACUCUAGUUUCCCGGGAGAGGCGAGAGGUAGGAGCACGAGCCGAGCGGAGCGCAGUCCUCCGACAUCAGCUCCAGCAUCCCGCCAGGGGUUGCAGGUGUGUGGGAGGCUUGAGCUCUCCCAACAUGGCUUUCCUUGUACUCUUCUCUUUGCUGGUUCUGCAAAGUCUGGCUUUAGGGGCCACUUUCCCUGAUGAGACCAUUGCUGAGUUGUCAGUGAAUAUGUAUAACCAUCUUCGAGCCAUUGGGGAAGAUGAAAAUAUUCUUUUCUCUCCAUUGAGUGUUACCUUUGCUAUGGGAAUGAUGGAACUUGGGGCCCAAGGUUCUACCCUGAAAGAAAUCCGUCAUUCAAUGGGAUAUGACAGCCUGAAAAAUGGUAACGAAUUUUCCUUCUUGAAGGAUUUUUCUAACAUGGUAACUGCUAAAGAGAGCCAAUAUGUGAUGAAAAUUGCCAAUUCCCUCUUUGUGCAAAAUGGAUUUCAUGUCAAUGAGGAAUUUUUGCAAAUGCUGAAAAAAUACUUCAAAGCAGAAGUAAAUCAUGUGGACUUCAGUCAAAAUAUAGCUGUGGCCAACCAUAUCAAUAAGUGGGUGGAGAAUAACACAAAUAGUCUGUUGAAGGAUUUGGUAUCCCCAAGGGAUUUUGAUGCUGGCACUCAUUUGGCCCUCAUCAAUGCUAUCUAUUUCAAGGGGAACUGGAAGUCACAAUUUAGACCUGAAAAUACUAGAACCUUUUCCUUCACUAAAGAUGAUGAAAGUGAAGUCCAAAUUCCAAUGAUGUAUCAACAAGGGGAAUUCUAUUAUGGAGAAUUUAGUGAUGGCUCCAAUGAAGCUGGUGGUAUCUACCAAGUCCUAGAAAUACCCUAUGAGGGAGAGGAGAUAAGCAUGAUGCUGGCAUUGUCCAGACAGGAAGUUCCACUGGCCACUCUGGAGCCAUUGGUCAAAGCACAGCUGAUUGAAGAAUGGGCAAACUCUGUGAAGAAACAAAAAGUGGAAGUGUACCUGCCCAGGUUCACAGUGGAACAGGAAAUUGACUUAAAAGAUGUUUUGAAGGCUCUUGGAAUAACUGAAGUUUUCAUCAAGAAUGCAAAUUUGACAGCUUUGUCUGGUAGGAAAUAA
Leptonychotes weddellii (Weddell seal) is the source of this 1530-nucleotide messenger RNA. The record is from RefSeq and is a predicted model, not a curated record. Lineage: Eukaryota; Metazoa; Chordata; Mammalia; Carnivora; Phocidae.